Messenger RNA from Batrachochytrium dendrobatidis JAM81, 2433 nucleotides. RefSeq lists its product as uncharacterized. The coding region runs from base 1 to 2433 and encodes 810 amino acids. The record is from RefSeq and is a predicted model, not a curated record. Gene Ontology annotation, molecular function: protein binding. The transcript is spliced from 13 exons. NCBI's taxonomy places the organism in Eukaryota, Fungi, Chytridiomycota, Chytridiomycetes, Rhizophydiales.
AUGGGACGAGUGACAUAUCGACUUGAAACAGUGAAGCGACGAAUUCACAAUAAUUCAGGAGAAAAUGAUAUUCUUGUGGGUGCAUCUAUUCCUCAAACACUACGUGCUAUUACUGUCAAACUUGCACAAGUCAAAGCUAUCAAGGAUAAGCGUGCAAUGCUCAAAUAUACUGAAGAGUUGUUGGAAUUGUUCGGACGCACCGAGGAUUGGGCACAGGUCGCAAAAUAUUCCCGAGAAGUGCAGGAACUUGCGUUUGCAUUAAAAGAACCGCUCAAAGAAGCCAAAGCAUAUCAGCAACUAUCGUUGGCAUCGAGCAAUGAGAGUUUGGACGAAGUGGAAAUAUCCAAAAGAGCGCAUUUUGAUAAUGCACAGUUGCUGCUACGAGAUGCUGCCGGUCUCGUCAAAAGAUCAAAAGAUAUUAGUCCUGAGCAAAAAUUACGAGGGCGAGCUAUGAUUGCCAUGAACUUGGGCAUUGUGUAUAAAUCUAGCGCUGCUCCAGAUAAAGGAAUUGCUGCAAUACAAAGAUCGCUUCAGAUUUUUUCUCAAAUAGGAGAUAUUCAACAACAGGCAAAUGCAUUUUUCAAUUUAGCAACAUGUUUUGAUGUAAAAUUGGAUUAUGCUCAAGCGCUCAAGUUUGGGAAACAAGAACAGGAAUUGUUUCAUAAGCUUGGCGAUAUAGACGGCGAGCUCAAGUCUCUUUGGGAUAAUUGUUAUCGUUUACGAAAACUUGGACAAUUUGUUGAGCGAAAAAUUGCUUUAGAAAAAUAUAAAGGUAUGCUUGAGAUUAUUGAGUUAUCAUUGAAGCAUGGUGCUCACACUUGCCAAUAUUUUACAACAGAAAUUUCAAAAAAAUACAAUUAUGCAGAAGAACUGGAGCAAUGCCAGGAUGCAUUGGAAUCGGCAAAGCGAGAUAUCGAGCUUUCAAAGAAAUUGGCACCAUUAUCUCGAACAAUUUUAGAUGCACAGCUCAAGAAUGAGUAUCGGAGACAAUAUAUUUCGUUGAGCGAAAAGGCUAGCAUAAACAUGGAGUUGGGGUUGAUUACAGAUGAAGUGGUUGAUUUAAAAGCAUUGCUGAGUCUCUCCAUCACUUUGAAAGAAUCUGCUAAUCAUAUCAACAAAAUAAGAUAUCGUCUAGGCGAAGCCUAUUUUAAUCUGAGUCAAUGGGAGUCUGCUCAAACUUAUUAUCGAGAGUUUAUGAAAUAUGACGACGUGGAUUCAUGCGAUCCCAUUACAUUGAAUGCCAUGUGGAAAUUGAUUCAAGCAAUGACCAAUGGUGGAUCAACAUUUCAGAUAUUACGAAAGUUGCAUAGUGAUGCGUUUGAUUUGGCUGAAAGGCUUAAGGACGUGGAGAUGCAACUGAAAAUCCUAGAAAGUUUGAGACAUUUAUGCCAAAGAUUUAACUUUAUUGACCAAGUCAAGUUUUUGACAGCCCAGAUUGAGUAUUUGAGUUCACGUACACGUUUACAAAGCUCUAAUCCUAGUAGUGCUACUGACGAUUUAGGGUCGCAAGAUUCUGAAGAUUUUGAGCAAAUUGAUUCACAAUCUUUUGAAUGUUCAAGUGCAAAUCGUCAAGUAUUAUCGUGCAAUUCGCACACGUCAGAUUGCUCUAAGCAAAACAUAACGACUACUUCCUCGUCUAAAAGAUUGCGUGACCAUCCAAAGCCUAUCAAAACUAUUAAUGCAUCAAAGGGUAUUGUCGAUCUUGUUUCCAGCCCAAUCGACACAACCAAUGCGACCACUUCAAAUCCACUCUAUUUAGAGGCACACCAGCAGCUACUGGAUGACAGUGAUGAUUCGGAUCAUUCUGGUCCUGUUGUUCCACUACAAAGGGGACGUACACGAAAAAGAAUUUUGGCAGAGUCAAUGUCGGAAAACUCGGAUAUUUUUUCUGGAAAAGCAAGCAUAAGUCUACCAAAAACCACUCAUCAAUGUACUGAUCAUAUAUACGAAUCAAGUACUACAUUGAAUUCACUAGAACUGUUGUCUUCCACCGGGAUGCAUUCUAAAACAAAUCCAGAAACUGUGACUGUGCACUUACCACCAAUUAACACUCAAGUGAUUUGCUCUUCUCCAAUUUCAACUGCACACACUGCUUCUUCAUUAAAUAGCCCUUCAGUACAUUGUUUAACACCUCGACAAAGCACCGCUGUUCAAAUUGAAUUUCCACACUCCCAUACCUCGUCAAAAUUGCUUGAAAUUGAGUGUACCAGUGGACCAUCAGGAACUCCAAGAACAGUGGGUUGGGUCAUUGCAGAAGCUCGACGCAGGUACCUCCACGCGUUUGAUGGACAACCUCCAAAAUUUCAGUUGGCCAUGAAAGGAAGCAAGGAUACGUCUGAGAAAUUACUAGCGGAGCGAGAAACCGUGCUAGAUUUGAGCAGUGACAGAUUGCUACGGCUCAAAGCCAUUUUAUUGCCUGCCGCAUCAAUAUAG